UUAACAACAACGUCGGUGGCAGCACUGGUGCGAUCGCUAAUUUGCGUUGAACGACACGUAUUUCGGUACGUGUCUGUGAACUGCGUAAAUCACGCGCAUAUUUCGUGCGACGACCGCAAACGAUCGACGGGAAGGUAGACGAGGACGUAGAGCGAGUCCGAGGGCCCUUUUAUCAGACAGAGGAAGGUAAUCAGCAGACGCAUCGUUCACAUACACAGGCUAUGAAAAUGAAGAUCCCAAACGGCGGGUCUGGAAAUGGGACUUAUUAUGGACAAGAGACAGGCAUCACUUCCUACGUUGACAAUAACAGCGACACGGAGGCUGAGGUGCAAGCGAUAGGCGAUGGCGACUUUUCAGAGUACCUCUGGAUGGAGAACGAAGAGGAGUUUGACAAGCAGGUACUCCAACAACUGGAAGAGGAAGAACUGAUGGAGGAGUGUUUAGAAGCGAUGCUGGAAGAAGAGAGGCAACAUCAAAGAAAUAUGAGCUCUACUGCUUGGUCUACGGCUACUGGCACCUCCGACAAUAAUGCUGCUGAACUUUGUCAACAACUGAGCAGUCUGAGGAUGCAAGACGAUCUUGCCAAGCAGAGUACACUAAAUCCAGAUGCAGCUGAAUUUAUUCCAGCGUGCAAAUCGACUGUGGUAUCACCUGUAAGUACAUCAUCAGAAACCACAGUCACUACAGAACCAUCGUAGAAAUCUUCUAUGUCUUUUCUCUCUUGUCCGUUCUCUAUUUAAGUCACGUAUAAAAUCGGGCUACACGUAAUGAUUAGAAUUUACUGUUUCCAAUCCAACAGUUGUAUUAAGCGGAUCAUCGUGUUAGAUGUUCAAUGACUGUGACUGUAGGUACAAAGAUAAAGAGAGAGAUAAAGGGCGCGAGUUGUGCAUGUAAUUAUGCGCGUCAUUCGAAAUCAGUUACACAAUUAGAUGAAACGAUAACGAAGUAUCCUAAAACUUUUAUAGACGAGAAACAUUGAACGUGAUAUCGUGCGGGAUAAUUAUGUAUAUUUUUUUGCCAAAAUAUUAAAGAACAAUCGCUUUUACAAAUCACUCGUUAAAACAAAUUUGCAAUUUGCAUCUCUUGUUCGAUGCCAUCUCUAUCGAGAAUUCGCUUCUCGCACAGAGGCAAAUGUUUUUAGCAUUUUCAAUCUUUGUAUAAUUUGUAUAAAUUGAAAUCAUUGUACGUCUACAGAAAUAACCCACUGUUCAAGUUAAACUGAAUAGAGGGAACAAAAUGCACUGCAUGGUAUAGGGGGAGGAUUUUCGUAAGUUUAUGAAAUAUGUAUAUGAG
Molecule: messenger RNA, 1293 nt
Organism: Cyphomyrmex costatus
Lineage: Eukaryota; Metazoa; Arthropoda; Insecta; Hymenoptera; Formicidae
Gene: Paip2
Product: polyA-binding protein interacting protein 2
Exons: 4
Coding region: 222-698 (158 amino acids)
Biological process (GO): negative regulation of translational initiation
Cellular component (GO): cytoplasm
Molecular function (GO): mRNA regulatory element binding translation repressor activity
Source: RefSeq, a predicted model, not a curated record